AUCAGCUGUUCGUCAAAAUCUAUACUGCGCUAUUUUAUUAUUUGCAGUCGAAACCUCAAAUCUGUAGCUAGCUACCUCAGAACACACUACUAUCAAAAUAUGAUUUUUUAAGAAGCAUCGGAAAACGUUUGCCCUCUAAAGAAGCAGGUUGUGCUGAAGUCGAUCGUUCUGCUGAGUCUGUGAGAGCCGCUCUUGCUUGCAACUUCACGUGCAUACCAGGCAAAAAAAAGUUCACUAUCAAUUAUUCAUUACAAUCACACUUCAUUUAUAACCAUGUUUCAACGGCUCACAAACCUGCUCUUUGGAAGCGCAAGUGAAACAACUCAGGAAGCAACUGUGCCAAAGCCAAGGUCUCCGGAGGGGGACGAGGAAGGAUGGCUCCUGGUUAAUGCCCCUGGAGAUGGAGAGGCAUCCUCUGAACCCAGCAAGGUGCAGUCCUCCCCAUCUUUAAUCAACUUAACAGGAAGUCCAUCAAGCGCAGAGAAGUGUGCUGCCAGCUUGAUCAGUGAUGCAAGCAUUGUAGAACCAGAAGUCCCUGAUGCUAGAAAUAGUGGGCGGGCGUCCCAGAGAUUGGUCUCUCAGGCUGGGGCUCUGGUCAAAGUAACCCAGGUGGGCAGGAUACAACGGGCUCAGGCACAGGCCAACCGGCACAAUCUUGGCCACAAUUGCAUUCAGCGUCAGAACCACAUUCGCCAGCAUCUUCCUCAACACUAUUCUCGCAUUCACUGCAUGAUCCUCCACCAGCCUGGCAAUCGCAACUUCUGUCACUAAGAUGCAGAGAAAGCACAAACCGACAUUGCAAUUAACAGUGCGCUUAACACAACAUGCAAGCAAACCACAAACAUGUGCCAUGGUUGAAAAUAAAAGCUUGAUAUGAACAUAUUUGAAACAUUUUCUUUACUUACAAUGUAGCGUAUAAUAAAUCCAGUGGCAGCUAAAGAUGUCCCCAAACAUUUGUUGGCCACCAGAAAAUUAAGUCUGUUUAUACCUAUAGUGCACAAUUCUUAGACCGUCAUGUAGCAAUAAAAUUAAGUGAAGGACUCUUAUAUUGUUGUGUUGUUUUAAUAUUAAAAUAAUAUUGAAAAAAAAAAAAAACACUGAACAUUUUAUAAUUGAUACUUAAUUUCAUUAAAUCAGAUUUACCUUGCUGAAGAGUGUUUUGAGUUUGACUGUGAGAUCACUGAGUAUAAUAGUAAAGUUAUUGCUAGACAAUCAGCAAUAACUAAACAGACAUUUUUUUGAUAGAUGUUUCUAGCCUUUCACAUGCUGGUUUUGCUAUUGUGCUAUUUUUCUUAUUUUUUUAUCGUUCAUUUGUUAAUUCAUCACACAAAGAUUUACAUUAAAAAAGAAUAUCAUUUAUUUUCAUUGUAGGUAUCUUGACUAUCAAUAAAGCAAUAUGGUGAAUUGCUUUCUGCAUUAUUUCACCCAGUUUAGAAUACUGAGACAGAUAAUUUCCAACUGUAUUGUUAUGAUUAAUCAACAAUAGACAAUAUGUAUGUCGUCGUGCGGAUGUUUCUGAGUUGGCGCAUAAUUGCUGUCAUUGUCAUGCGGUGGGUUGUAAAAACCAUGAGGGGGCGCCAGUGUUUAAUUGUUCCUUAACAAAAGUGGUUUAUGUCAUGCAGUGCGUUGUAAAAACAUGAGGGGGCGCCAGUGUUUAAUUGUUUCAUAACAGAAGUGGUUGAGUCAUUGAUGAGGACCUUUCUCCUUCUUGUGGUCAAAACUAAGGUUAAGUGACUAUGUGCAGAAUAUAUAUAAUAGAUAUCAAAAGUUAUUUUUCCCCUAUUUAAAAGGCUAAUUCUUGAUAUUACGAAUGGAAUUACUACCAGUUAAAGUAAUUAUAUUGGCACUUGUUAAAACAUGAAUUCCUGCUGUUAAAAAAAAAGACGUAAUUACUUGCAGAAAUAGCCUGCAAAUUCUUGAGAUCAAAAAAUUGAAUGUCAGUUCAAGUAUUUCAGAACUGUUGGUCAUUCACUCCAAUUCAAAUGCAAUUUCUUACUAGUUGAAAUUCCAAUUUUACAUAUCAGCAAUGCAAUGUUUACUAUUUGUAAUAUCUUUUUAAUUAUAUAAAUCAUUACAUUGUUACUAGUGCAAAUGUCCAUUCCUGAUUUCAGCAAUUGAAUUACAACUUGUAAAAAUGUUCUUUGAUAUAUCUGUUAAUGUAUUUUACAGAUAACAAAUGUAUGUUAAAUUAGUUUUUUUAGGUACUUGGAAAAGGGUUUCAGAUAUCAAUCAAUUGGACAGUAAUUAAAAAUGUUUUAAAGGGUUCAUGACAUGAGAAAUCACAUUUUCCUUGAUCUUUUGACAUAUAAGAGGUCAUAGUACUAUAAAAAUAUACGGUAAAUUUAGAACUCUAAACUUCCUCCUCACUGCAAAAAGAGCAUUUGUUGAAGCAAACUGCCAAAACAACUCGUUCUCUACUUCCUCCACAUUGUGAUGUCACAUUUGGGUAGACAUUUGUGUCUGAUCACCUUUAUAACAACACAUACUUAACCACGCCCAAAGACAUUUUGGUAGGAAAACCUUCAAGAUUAGCGUAAAGCAGCCAUUCCAUAGACAUUGCAUGGUGGUACACUGGUGAGGAGACAAGAUGCCAUUCUUUUUGAAUGUAUGUUUAUGGAGGAGAUGCUUCACAACUAAAUAAACCACUUUUGUGAGGAAACAGCUCAUAAUUUGAUUAAUUAACCUCCUGUCCACUAAUCUUUAACAUGUGUUACACUAAACAAUCCCUUUGGAGUGAGCAAUGUGUGGAGUUUACUAUGAUAAAAUAGCUGUUUUAAAAGAGAAGUCACUGACAAUUUUACAGUCAGAAGAUAUCAGUUUACAGAUCUCUCCAUUCAUUUGUAUAGCAUUAGCAAACUGUCGUAAAAUGCUAGUUGGUCGUUAUGCUCCCUCCAAAGAUAGAAUCGCGAAGGUUGUUAUUUCAUUACUAUAAGAUCUCUGACCAUAUCAGUUCCAUAGCCACACCCAGUAGCGGUGAUCAGUGAGAUUACAGGUCAGUCAAGAGCAGAGAGCCAAUCAUAAUAGUGAGUGUUUACUGUCAAGUCUUUAAGGCGAAGCAUCACCAAAACCGAUAUAUACGUACAUAAAAUGCUACUAAUAUUGUAAGUGAGCCUCAAAGAAUAUAUUAAAACACUUUUUAAAAAGUCAUGUUAUGACCUCUUUAAAAGACUAGUUACAAUCCCAUUUCAGAUAUCAGAAAUUAACAUUGCCACCUGUGGCGUGGUUACUGUGGUGGUGUAGUGGUCUAAACCACA
Molecule: messenger RNA, 3254 nt
Organism: Xyrauchen texanus (razorback sucker)
Lineage: Eukaryota; Metazoa; Chordata; Actinopteri; Cypriniformes; Catostomidae
Gene: tp53inp2a
Product: tumor protein p53 inducible nuclear protein 2
Exons: 4
Coding region: 274-771 (165 amino acids)
Biological process (GO): autophagosome assembly; positive regulation of DNA-templated transcription
Cellular component (GO): nucleus; autophagosome
Source: RefSeq, a predicted model, not a curated record